This is a messenger RNA of Klebsormidium nitens, 2170 nucleotides long. The record is from the annotation of a GenBank genome assembly. NCBI's taxonomy places the organism in Eukaryota, Viridiplantae, Streptophyta, Klebsormidiophyceae, Klebsormidiales, Klebsormidiaceae.
CGACGAUCGGUUUUGUUAAUUACCUGGAGAGAAGGAAAAUGCUUCCCCCUCUCUCGCAAGCGCGGGUGCAGAGUGGUGCAAAGGGAGGAGGGAGAGUGGCGCACGUGGGACUUGGCGCCAGGCAGGUUGCAGCUAGCUAGGCGCUCUUUGUUGCUGUGAUUGAUCUUCCACCACAUAGAGGAGAUCGGGUUCCAUUUGGAGGAGGAGCAUUCUAGGGCAGAGGAAGAAGCAAUUUGGUGGAAUCAAGACUCUGAGGCAACAUGCUCUCCCAAAGUGUCCGACGCCUCAGGCGGGAGCUGCCUGAGGCUGUGGCCAAUGCUCAGCGGGCGAUCUCCACAAGCGCGCCCCUCGAGCAAGCCGCCCCGGCCCUUGCCACGGCCGCCAAGAAGACUGGCGGGUUUUUCUCCAGCUUCUUCGGAGCCUCGUCGCCUGCGCUCCCCCCAUUGGACGAGCCCCUCCCUGGAGUGCCCGAGCCCCCCCCUUUCAACGCCACCGCUGCACCCCCUGGCACUAAGAUCACAACGCUGGACAAUGGCAUGAGGAUCGCCUCGGAGGACAUCCCGGGUGCGGCCAACAGCGUUGGCGUGUACAUCGCUUCUGGCAGCGUGUAUGAGGACUCGUACAAUUCCGGGGUGUCCCACCUGCUCGAGCGCAUGGUCUUUAAGAGCACGAUCAACAGGACGCACUUCCGGCUGGUCCGAGAGCUGGAGGCCAUCGGUGGCAACAUCGUUGCGGGUGCCCACCGCGAAGUGUUUGUCCUCGCUGGCGACUCCGUCAAGACGUACCUCCCGGAGGUGGUAGAGAUCCUGGCGGACUCGGUGCGCAACCCGCGAUUCGCGCCCUGGGAGGUCGCUGAGCAGUUGGAGAAGGUGCGUGAGGAUGUGCACGUGGCCAACCAGCGCCCCGAGCACCUUCUCCUGGAGGCGCUCCACCAAGCCGGCUACCAGGGCUCGCUCGGCCGCCCGCUGCUCGCGCCUGAGAGCGGCAUCUCGCGGCUCACGCCGGAUGUCCUGCACCGCUUCGUGGAGUCCCACUGGGUGGCCCCCAACCUGGUCCUGUCCGCCGCGGGCGCCGACCACGACGAGCUGCUCGCGGUCGCGGAGCCUCUCUUCGGCGACAUGGCCCGUGUAAGCGCCCAGACGCCCCCCCCGUCCAAGUACGUCGGCGGUGAUUGGAGGAGGGCCAUUGACUCACCCCUGACCCACGUGGCACUCGCGUUCGAGUUCGAGGGGGGGUGGAGGAACGUCAAGGGCGCGACCGCGCUGAGCGUGCUGCAGGUGCUGCUGGGCGGAGGCGGGUCGUUCUCUGCCGGAGGCCCGGGCAAGGGCAUGUACUCUCGCCUUUACACUGGUGUUCUCAGCCAAUACUCCUGGGUGACCUCGGCCACGGCCUUCUCGCACGUCUACAACGACACCGGCAUGUUUGGCAUCCACAUAUCAGGGGACUCCUACCGUGCGGGCGACCUUGUGAACAUCGCCACCGACGCGCUACUGGCCAUCCCGGCUGGGAAGUUUACCCAGACGGAACUAGACAGGGCCAAGAGAGCAACCAUCUCGUCCAUCCUCAUGAACCUUGAGUCCAGGACUGUCGUCAACGAGGAUAUUGGGAAGCAGAUUCUGACGUACGGCAAGAGACUGCCUGCGCCGGACUUCCUCAAGGAGAUCGAGGCCCUGACCAUGAAGGAUAUCCAAAAUCUGGCGACCAAGAUGCUCAAGACACCCCCAACUGUAGCAGCCUGGGGAGACGUUGUCCAUGUGCCCAGGUUGGACCAAGUUGCCUCUCGCUUUGGAUGAAGGGACUUAUCCUGCAUGAACGAACUCAUGUGAGGUUUGACAUAUCCUCUGAUUGCAAGGCAUAGAAGACGUAGUCUGAAGCCAACCAAAGAAAGCAGUCGUCUACCAAUUGCGCAAUGUUGGAGCUUGAGCAAAAGGAUCUGGGCUUGCAAGGGAACGAGUCUGUCAUGCGUUUGCUGUUAUUGCGAAUCUGCUUACUGUCUGUGCACAACAACAGAAGUACCUAAAUGCCUUGGUCUAGAAACGCACAGUUAUAUCACAGAGCCCAGAUGCAUGACUUACAUGCCAAAUAUGGGUUCCCGUAUCACCCUCUUUACCCCUAUGAACAGGCUGACUCAACGAGUGGAAACUUUCAUGAUAACAAUGGCCUGCACGUC